Molecule: messenger RNA, 2386 nt
Organism: Alosa sapidissima (American shad)
Lineage: Eukaryota; Metazoa; Chordata; Actinopteri; Clupeiformes; Clupeidae
Product: sex comb on midleg-like protein 4
Exons: 9
Coding region: 354-1571 (405 amino acids)
Molecular function (GO): protein binding
Source: RefSeq, a predicted model, not a curated record
CCCUGAUGUAAAAAAAGGACAUUACAGAUUUGCUUUUGUCACACGACGUAUGAUAGAAGGAAAUGUAUUAAGUAAAACAGGGGUAACGUUGGUCAGUAUGCUAUCUGACCCAACUGGCGUUAGCUGGCUAGCUAGCUAUUUUAAUGCCCUGUAUCAAAUCCCACCUUCUUAGCUGUCGAAACACAUCUUACUAUCAACCGAAAACCAUGCCACACAUAGCAAGGAUACAAAAUUAAAGGAUCGAGGCUUAGCAGGAGGAAGCUUAGCAAGCCCAAGAGGAGUGAGGACAUCCACCAGAGACCCAGGGAAUAAGGAUCAGGUGCGCGCGUGUGUGUGAGUGAGUCCCGGCGCUGAUGAGCAGUCCUGCAGCCUCAGCACAGACAGCAGACAGCGGCAGCGAGAUGCAGUCGCCCCCGGCAACAUCCUCCUUUCUGCCGGCUCCAACAGGGAAGAUUCCGGGCCGGAAGAGGGGCAGACCCCCACUGCACCGCAACCUCACCAAGAUGGAUUUUCCCAACCACUACCCAGAGGUGCUUCCUCCUCUGAAAGUGCCCAAGAAAAGGGGAAGAAAACCAGGAUUCAAGCUUAAGCCCAGGAUGCUGAUGACUCCUCUGGCCAUCUCCCCGCCCAGCAGCACACCUGAGCCGGACAUGAGCUCCAUCCCCCAGGACGCGGCCACCGUCCCCCACUCAUCCACUGACCAGGAGCUCACAGUGUGCAUCUACAUAAACAAGCAGGCUCAUGUGGGGCCCAACUUGGACCGGAAGAAGGUGCAGCAGCUGCCCGAUCACUUUGGGCCGGAUCGGCCGUCUGUGGUGCUCCAGCAAGCCGUGCAGGGCUGCAUCGACUGUGCCUUUCAGCAGAAGGCCGUCUUCACCCUGCUCACCCAGGGCUACGGGGGAGAGAAGAUCUCAGCCACGUUCGAUGGGAAGCAGCACCUGCUGAGCCUGCCGGUGGUGAACAGCGUGGGCUACGUGCUGCGCUUCCUCAAGAAGCUCUGCCGCAGCCUGCACUGUGAGAACCUCUUCAGCGACCAGCCCGUCACUCAGCACAACGGGCCCUCGUACCAAACUGACACCAUGCCACUGUCAGGUGAGGGCCCUAUGCAGAGUGACUACCUGUCUGAUGCCGCCGAGCUUCAGCGCUACUCUGUGGACCCCAGCGACUCGGCCUUCAACUGCAUGAACUCGCCCUAUCCGUCUAAGCCCGCGUACAGCAGCUUCCGCUCCUGCCAGCAGCACCACGCGGCCCCUGGCAGCACCCACUGUGGGCACAGCACCAGCCCAAGCAGCUUCAUGGAGGGGAACAGAGCAGACUCCCAGGAUCCUCCAAAGCGACCCCUCAGUAAGGACCCCUCAACCUGGAGUGUGGAUGACGUCAUCUGGUUCAUCAAGGAGGCAGACGCCCAGGCUCUGGGACCACAUAUAGACGUGUUCAGGAAGCAUGAGAUUGAUGGGAACGCCUUGCUCCUGCUGAAGAGUGACAUGAUCAUGAAGUACUUGGGCUUGAAGCUGGGGCCGGCACUCAAACUGUGCUAUCACAUCGACAAACUGAAGCAGAGUCGCUUCUGAUCCGCUGACCCGUGGCCAUCUUGGGAGCUGCCCCCUCUCACUCCCUGCCAGGCAGCCUUAGUCCCUCUACACCCACGGCAGUAAUCUGCCACUUUCUCUCAUUAUGGUUAGUUUAAAAUUGUGGGCCACAAAAGUAUAUCAAAACGACUCUGCAUAGAAUAAUAAUCUGACACAUGCAUAAACUAUGCAUAACAGGUCCUUAAUGAGCACAUAGACCAGAUAGAUAUCAGUAAAAGGAAGCCACUGUGUACAGUAAGAGGAAGCCACUGUGUAGCAGUUCUUGAGUUGGCAUGCAGUUGUUGGCAGAAGCUUUAUGCAGUGUAAUUUCACAUGGUGACACUGACCAAAGCAUCAUCCUAAUUUUUAAGAGUCAACAUGGUGGUCUAAUAAUAGCAUUGUAAUUCUGUGGACAUUCCUCAAUCUCUUAUUUAUGUGUGCAAGGAGUGUGUGUGUGUGUGUGUGUGUGUGUGUGUGUGUGUGUGUGUGUGUGUGUGUGUGUGUGUGUGUGUGUGUGAGAGAGUGUUUUGUCUUAGUCUACUGUAUUAAGUGAGUGUGAACUGCAUUACCGGAACUAGGUAAUUUCAGUAAUAGAUUGUUAUCAUACUGGAUUUUUUAAAUCAGUUUCCAGACCUAUUGGUGACUAAUACAACCAGCAUACAAUCAUGUCAGUUACACCUGAAGUUCCUAUUGGCUGUUCUCUCAGGUUCUCUCUGAUUUCUGCUGUUCUUGUUUAUAUGUGUGCAAUUCUCCAACCAUUUUCAGAGAACCAAUAUGCACAUCAAACACCUAAUCUCAUAAAGGAAUAUUAUAAAAGA